Pollicipes pollicipes is the source of this 1230-nucleotide messenger RNA. Its product is annotated as NSFL1 cofactor p47. The record is from RefSeq and is a predicted model, not a curated record. Gene Ontology annotation, biological process: autophagosome assembly; nuclear membrane reassembly; proteasome-mediated ubiquitin-dependent protein catabolic process. Bases 84 to 1223 code for a protein of 379 amino acids. The transcript is spliced from 8 exons. Gene Ontology annotation, molecular function: ubiquitin binding. NCBI's taxonomy places the organism in Eukaryota, Metazoa, Arthropoda, Thecostraca, Pollicipedomorpha, Pollicipedidae. Gene Ontology annotation, cellular component: cytosol; nucleus.
AAUUUUGGCUGCACUGUGUCGAUAGGUGGUCAGACGUCAGCGGUGGAGUUGACACAAGUGGUCAAUCACAGACGAUUAGCACCAUGGCGGAUAAUGAAGCAUUGUUGGCACAAUUUAUGGCCAUAACUGGUGUUGAUACGGAGCGAGCAACUUUCUUUUUGGAAGCGGCUGGCUGGAACCUCGACGUGGCCAUGGGCAACUUCUAUGACAAUGAUGGAGAUGAAGCACAAGACCAGGAAGCAGGUGAGGUGGUUGGAGCUGCAGCAGGAGCAGAACCAGCAGUUGAAGAGGUUCAGUCUGGCCCAGCUCAGAACAGAGCUCAGAGACAGCCUGGGAUUCGGACGAUCCAGGGUCUGAUGGACGCGCACUCGGACGAGUCGGACGAGGACGGCCAGGCGUUCUUCGCAGGCGGCUCGGAGACGAGCGGCCAGCAGAUCCUCGGGCCGCGCAGAGGCAAGAGGGGCGAGGACAUCGUCAAGGAAAUGUUCAGGGCCGCCAAAGGCCAGGGCGCCGAGGAGGUGGAGCCGACCAGCGAGCCGGGCCGGCCGCAGCCGUCCACGUUCGGCGGCUCCGGGUACCGGCUGGGCCAGACCGGCAGCGACUCGGAGAAGGUGCCGGCGGCGCCCGAUCGGCGGCCGCCGCAGCCGCGCACCGUCAAACUGCGGCUCUGGAAGGCCGGCUUCAGCGUCGACGACGGAGAGCUGCGCGAGUACUCGGAUCCGGAUAACCAGGAGUUCCUGAACUCUGUCCGCGGCGGUCAGGUGCCGCUGGAACUGAUCCGGGAGGCGCAGGGUGGCGAGGUGCACCUGGACAUGGAGGACCACACCGCCCGGGAGAGCCCGCGGCCGCGGCCGCCGCCGCCGAAGGCGGCGGCGCGCGCCGCGCUCGGCCUGGACGAGGCCCAGCCGACCACCAGCGUGCAGGUGCGACUGGCCGACGGCUCCCGGCUCAUCAUCAAGCUCAACCUGUCGCACACCAUCGGCGACCUGCGGCGCUACAUCGUCACGUAUCCUUUGAGGAGGCGGGCGUGGGGCACGCUACGCAGUUUUUCGUUUUUCGCCUACGCUUUUCGUUGCGUGAUGCACUGUUUACCAGUUAUGCUUACGGAAGGCACGCCCUUCAGCCUGCUGACCACCUUCCCGAGCAAGGAGCUGACCGACGACAGCCUCAGCGUCCAGGACGGCCAGCUGCAGAACGCCGCCAUCCUGCAGCGCGCGCUGUGAUCAACCC